ACUCGUGAUAUUAAGAAAACUUAAAGAAGAAAUCUUCCUUCACUCACGGAGCCGCUGUGAGUGGCAUCUAUGGGGGAAACCCUAUGACAAAUGUGUGGCGACUAUGCUUCUGUAUCCUGACGGCAGGUGUCAGGUGAGGAGACACGUUCACACCUGGAACAACAGGUUACCUGCGGGGACGUGCGUCAUGCACACACAACUGACGGGUUUACAAACUCAGCUUCGUAACUUCGAUUUUUCCAAAAAAAGUGUGAAGAGGAAUUGCUGAAGCUAACAUAAUGUUAGUGCACUGGAGAAAAGAAACAGGCCUGGCAGCCAUUCUUCCGAAGUCAGGCAAAUGAAGACGAAGCUGCUAAGCGGUUCUUGUUGUUCAAGGAAUGGUUUGCCAAAGAUUAAUACAUACGAACGCUUUGAACUUGGGAAACACCAUUUCAUGACAUGGAAAUGUAACUCUUACUACCGAAAGACAGGACGAGAGACAGCUUGCUGUUUGAAAUCUCGCCACUCCCAUGUCCAGCUGGACGGACAAACAUCCCGAUGUCGUGUGUCAAGGGACCGGUCUCCAUCCAGCAUCUGCCUGCUGUUGUGCUUUUUGACAUUCUCUAGUUCUGUCUCCAUGGUGAGUUCGUCUAACAGUACAACCCCCCUCGUCACGAUUUCAAUGGCAGGCAACUCUAGUACCGACAAGGCCAAGACAACGACCUCCUUGGCUCAGCUUGUUUGUCGGGUGGGCGUCGUGGCACCCGUCAACCUGGAUCUUUACGGACUUUCGGACAACGCGAGUUUUUGGAAGACCCUCGAGCAUGCUCGGAAGGAAGCGAGCGAAAUUCUUCGGUCUGUGUGCAGCUUUGAGAUGCACGUGCACUUCACUACUUGCCAUUUCCGCACCGCAGUUUCGGCUAGCCUAAACGUUAGCUACGACUCCGAGGCUUUGAUUGGCCCGCCGUGCUCAAGUGCAGUCACACGCGUUGCUGGCCUUCUUGGCAAGCCGGUCCUAAGCUGGGUGCCUCUAGUGGACAGCAAGGGCGAGGAAGACGGCAGCAGCGAUGAAAACGCCGACGUCGACGACCACGUGACAAGCAGCUUUGGCACAUACAAAAGCCUCGCUGUCGCCUUGCAUUUAGUGCUGGACCAGUUUGGCUGGACAAACGUGGCCAUGGUGUUCACCCAGGACCCAGAGUGCUCGCACCUGUCCGAGGCCAUCGUCAACACGAAAUCAUCAAACAGCAUGCUGGUCCGUCUGUUCACCUUCAACAGCUCCAACGAAACAAGUGCAAAAGAAACUCUAACGCAAGCCAGGGAAGACCAUAGAGUCUUUAUCUCCUGCGUUGCUUCCGGUGGGUUGUCCGCGUUCCUGACGUCCGUGGAGAGCGUGGGAAUGACAACCGGAAGUUACGCGUUCAUUCACGUUCUGUGGGGUACGUGGUCUGACGUGGCGGGCACGAAAGCACAGGAACUGCUUCACAGGUUCGACAACGUCCUGUACGUCGUGUUGCUGACCCCACACCUUGUCCAGCUCAUCUCGACAACACAACCAACGCACAGCAACCCUGCUUUACAAACCAGCAGUCUUCAGGACCAGGCCGGCUUUCUGGAGUAUUUUCACGACGCCAUCUUGUUAUGGGCAGUUGCCAGAAGUCGAUCAUCUGGUGAAGCGUUGAAUUUCACCAACCUCACCAUUGCCGACAGUCUAACGAGGACGGGCGAGCUGCGCCUAGAUGAGCGGGGUCAGAGGGUGCGGCGUCACGCUCUGCUGCAGGUCCAGGAGCGACGCGUGCGGCGGGUGGCGGACCUGACGGAGGACUUCGAGAUUCGCGAUGACCUGAAGUGGCCCGGCGGACAGCUGCCUGCUGCUUCUACUGAUCCCCCUGACAUUAAACGCUCGGAUUCAGACAUGACCACUUCCAGUCGUAUAGUUGUCUCUGUGGUGGCGGGAGUCCUCAUGUUGCUGGCUGCUUUAUUCUUCUUCAGAUGGUGGAAGCAUCAAAAGAAAGAAAACUCAUGGAAAAUCGAUGACAGCAUCUUCAAGCGACAACACACCCAACAGGCGACCCCACAGUCACAGACCAAGGGUCACUUAAGACGUCGUCUGCUGCGCAUGGAAACCGUAGGUACUCAGUUACCCGGAUCUAUUACUACCAUCGAUCACUACAUGUUAUUUACUCCAGUCGGACAUUACAAGGGUAUGGUUGUUGCCGUGAAGACCAUCAAGGAUAAGUCCUUCAAGCUGACAAAGGAACUGAUUGCAGAUUUCAGCAAACUGAAGGAGCUGAAUCACGACAACAUAAACACAUUUGUCGGAGCUAAUAUCGAACCCGGCAACAAUUACAUCUUGUUUAAUUACUGCACCAAAGGAAGUCUACGGGACGUCUUGGAUAACAAGGACAUCCCCUUGGACUGGAUGUUUAAAAUAUCUUUCAUCAUGGAUUUAGUCAGUGGGAUGCGCUACCUGCACAAGUCGCCGCUCAAGUCUCACGGCAACCUCAAGUCCACCAACUGCGUCAUCGACAGCCGCUGGAUGCUCAAGGUAACGGACUUUGGUGCCAUCACGUCAUCCACCGACGAUGAAAACGAUGACGCAAGUGAGCCUAACAAAAGUAGAGGACUGCUGUGGACAGCUCCAGAAUUGCUUCGUAUCAAACUUCGCCCUAAAAAAGGAACUCAAAAGGGAGACGUGUUCAGUUUCGCCAUUAUUGUGCAGGAAAUUUUCCUGAGAGUCGAUCCCUAUGAAUACAACAAACUUUCUACUGACAAGAUCAUCGCGCGCGUCGAAAGAGGAGAUGAUCCGCCUUUCCGCCCUGUGAUUCCAGAGGACAGCGGGGUGCCAGACAAGGGCCUGACCUUAAUGACCUCAUGCUGGGAGGAAGUUCCAGACUCGCGCCCCCAUUUUCAUAUAAUCAAAAAGCGUGUGGUGGAACUGAACGGGGGACGUGAGCUUAAUGUCGUGGACAAUAUGUUGUCGCUGAUGGAGGUCUACAGCACGCGCCUGGAGCAGCUGGUGGCCGAGCGCACGGCGGAGCUCGCACAGGAGAAGGCGCGCACGGACCGCCUGCUGUACCAGAUGCUGCCGCCGUCCGUUGCGGAGCAGCUGAAGAUGGGGAGACCUGUUGUGCCGGAGUUCUAUGACUCUGUGUCCAUUUUCUUCUCAGACAUCGUCGGCUUCACGACUAUUGCCAGCGACAGCAAGCCGCUAGAAAUCGUGGAGUUCUUGAACGACUUGUACACAGCCUUUGACGAUGUUAUUUUCAAGCACGAUGUUUAUAAGGUUGAGACGAUUGGUGACGCGUACAUGUGUGUGUCCGGGUGCCCUCGCCGUAACGGUCGACGUCACAGCGCGGAGAUCGCGGAAAUGGCCCUUGACCUCGUCUCCACUGUAACCAGCUUCCGCAUCCGCCACCGCCCUAAGGAGACCUUGAACGUGCGCGUGGGACUACAUACGGGUCCUUGUGCCGCGGGGGUUGUAGGUGUGGUGAUGCCUAGGUACUGUCUGUUUGGGGACACUGUCAACAUGGCUUCUCGCAUGGAGUCGACAGGGAAAGCUCUGCACAUUCACAUCAGCGCAGAUAUGAAUCUGAGUCUUGAAAGCCUUGACAUGGGCUUCCUGACCCUAGAACGAGGGGUCAUCGAGAUCAAGGGAAAGGGAUUUCAACAAACAUUUUGGUUGGUGGGAAGGAAAGGUUACACUAACCCUCUCCCAAAGACUUUCAGCAGGUUAAGGAAAAUUUUGGAAGAGUAUGGCGUUUCUCGUUCCUUGAGGCCAUCGAGUAUAAUAAAUAAAUUAGGUUUGCCCAUAGAAUCGCGCUACGGUACCACCACCAGCAACUGCAGCCUCGUUGAAGACAACGAAUCAUAAGAGUGCACCACAAGGUUCCCUGCGACUCCUAUUAGUAAGAUGAACGUCUUGACUACUAGCGGGGUCGAGACAUGCUCCGCAAGUACUGAUGGUUCCAGCAUCCAUUGUGAUGCUGAUGACUUCAGUGCACAACAACUGCCAUUCCCAGAAUCCAGUUCUGCUUGGUUCCAUUUCCUCACGCCGGAAUCAGUUUUCCUCCGAGAAGUGCGACUAAGCUGCUGGACCGUUUGGAUCAGUUUUGGAUAAACUUCUACAUUCUUGUUUACCUGAAUGUAUGUAGCUUUUGCUUUUUUCACGAGGACCCAUUGUUAAAGUAUUUUGAUAAGCGUUAAGGCUGUUUAUACCUUUCUAAUUAAUUGUAGCUGUCAUAACCAAUUUUUUUACAAUGUUUAUUGAAAUAAAUGUUGAAAGUUAAAAUUGUUUUUGUUUGUUUGGAUCGUGGUUAAAGUCUUUUGCAGAAUAGCUCCAAGAUAAUUAAAGAUUUAAUAUUUAAUAUGGACUGCCGUCUGUUUGUCAAGACCAGCUCUUAGCUUCUCAUAAAGUUGUAGGCUGUCACGUCUCGGUGAACUAUUAGCAAUUUAAUAUCAGGAUGAAAAAAUAAAAAUAAAGUUUGACAAGAUGAAACGAGAGGA
Molecule: messenger RNA, 4485 nt
Organism: Pomacea canaliculata
Lineage: Eukaryota; Metazoa; Mollusca; Gastropoda; Architaenioglossa; Ampullariidae
Product: atrial natriuretic peptide receptor 2-like
Exons: 24
Coding region: 338-3853 (1171 amino acids)
Biological process (GO): receptor guanylyl cyclase signaling pathway; intracellular signal transduction; cGMP biosynthetic process
Molecular function (GO): peptide receptor activity; guanylate cyclase activity; protein kinase activity
Source: RefSeq, a predicted model, not a curated record